Molecule: messenger RNA, 5178 nt
Organism: Heterobilharzia americana
Lineage: Eukaryota; Metazoa; Platyhelminthes; Trematoda; Strigeidida; Schistosomatidae
Source: the annotation of a GenBank genome assembly
AAUACAUUCAAAUAUAAAUAGAAGCCAACUACAGGUUACGCUUUUAGAAAUAUCAGUGAUAAGAAUAAAUUAUUCACAAACUUCAUCUAUUACCUUCUAGUAUCAGCCAGCUUGACCGUAGAAGAAACCAAUUUUCAACCGUCUGUAUUAUCUAUACCUUAUGAAAAUGCCUAAACUAUUUAGUGUACUACUGUCAGCUGUCCUAAUCGUGAUAAUUGUUCAAGUUAACAGUUUACCUACAGAUUCAGAUUCUUACGAUGGUUUAUAUGAACCUAUAGAUGAACGUGCUGCAUACCUGAAUUUUCAGAGAACACCAAACAAACGUUAUAUCAGAUUUGGUAAACGAAAUGGAGUUGAAGAAGAUGGAUUUCGAGGAGGCCGAAGUUAUAUCCGUUUUGGUUAGGAGUGAAUUUAAUAUUUUGUUUAAAAAAGAUAUGACUGCUUCCAUUGAAUAAUAAAACACAGUUUAUGAUUUCAUUUUAUCUUUAAGACUAUCAAUCAAUCAUAAAUAUGACAGUAUAUAUCACAAAAUAAUAUUGAAUACUGAAUAAUAAAAUUUUGUUUUGAUUAUCUUCGGUACUUUCGCAGUUUUAAGUUCAUAGACUAUGCUAUCAAUUUCAAGUCAAUUAAAAUUCACUCAGUAAAAACCUUCUAAUCAAUUCUGUAAACGCUUAGUAUACUAGUUCUUUAACUACGGAUUUAAAAAAAAUACAAAUAAAUAAACAAAUAAAAAAUGAAUAUGGUUAUGAUGAAAAGCAUAGUUCAUUCAUCGCUUAAUUUUAUUCCUUAUUUCAUUAAAUUUUAAUGCAGCUAACCAAGAUGUUUCAUUUCAUUGAUGAAAUUAGUUUCCAUUAUUUAUUGAACAAAUGGUGGUGCAUAUGUUGGUUUGCCAGAAAAAGAACGACAUCUGAAGCAGAACAAUAUGGAUCUAUUUUAUUCGUUUCUCAUCAGCUGUUUGCAACCUGUAACAUUAUUUUUGGAUAACAAAACAACAUGAGGAUACUUCACACAAUGAAAUUAAGUCAGUUGACAAAAGGCGACAUGAUGUGGUAGAUUUUAGCACCUGAAUAACGCUAGCGAGAAAUGCUAAGGAGUUUCAAGAAUCCUAAUGGAAAUAGUCACAAAGUGUUUCAGCAGUUAUAAGCAGAAAUUAAGCAAGACGAUUAACAGAUGUACCAUUCGGCCAAGGGCAGUAGACAAGUUCUGCAAUAACGUAAUGAGUUAAACUCAGUUGAUAAAAACUAUCAUCGUAAUUUGGUAAUCACACUGGAAGAAAACACAGGUUACCGAAGUAAAGAAAUACUGGUGACUGCUUCUUUUUGAACACAAUUUAGGAUCAGACGCUUGAUAGCCUUAGAACUGGUGAACUUCAUAAGAUUCUAAUUCCUCUGUCUGUCAAUUAAAUUGGGAGGUUCUAAGGUUUCUACUUUGCAUUCUGUUUGAAUGAGAUACCCAGCGAUUACAUUUCUGGAAAAACAUUCUGCUGUGAAGCUUAAACACUUAGGUACGUUUUCAAAGUAUUUAAAGUACUUCCUUUCCUUUUUUCAUACAACAUAAGCACACAUUCUCAUACACACAGUUAGACGAAAUAUAAGGAAAGAAUAUGUCGGCUUUUGAUUGUACUAAAAGAUAACUUACUCUGUAGAGAGGGAUCAACUUGGCUUCAGGAGACAUUCUGGUCAGUGCAUUAUUUAACCUUGUAUCGAUUUCUUUUCGCACUUUUGCUACCUCUAAAGUUGAGGUCAGUAAAACUUGGUCUCUCACUUUCUAUAGUCUUGUGUAACUUACUUUCUUCAGACCUUCAAAGUUAUUAAUAAAUUUCUGUGAGCAAAUGUGCGUUAUGGAUUCUCUUCCUUCUUCAUAAUCUCUUCUUUCAUUUUGUUAUUGAACAUAUCCUCUUAACUCCGUAUUAGUGUUUUGAUCUAUGAUCACUUGUAACUAAAUGGAAAAAACCUGCUAAAAUUGAGGUACAGUCUAUUCCAUAGUCUUUUGAUGAAUGCAACUAUUAACAAACUAUUCUUUCGGCAUCGCAACGAAGUAUCUAGUAAUCUAAACUUAUCAUUGGUUACAAUACUUGUGGUAAACUUAAUGUUUUCAUGAACACCAUUGAAGAAUUAUGCUAAAUAGGAUGCAUGACGCAAGUCGUUGUACACGGUAAAUAUGUCAUCGAAUCAAAAGUUUAACUUUGUAAUGUCAAGGUUAGCAAUAUGUGCAUCUGCUUACACUGGGUCCAGUGGACUUUUUGCUGUUACUUCAUCAAUUUGGUGCCAUAGAGGGUUAUCAAAAUGAAACCGGACUUCUUUAGUAAACAUUAUAAUCAGUAGUCAGAUUUUCGAAAUUAGCAGAGAAGGGAUGUUGGUGUGAUUCUUAAAAAUAAUAUCAAAACUCAUGAAUAACGAUGCUUCUGAACAGGGAAGUGACGCAAAAUCACGUCAUAAACUUACUCAAGAUGUAACUACCGUUUUCAACAAGUGGAAAUGAAUUCUUCAAUGUGUAUACAGCUAGGAGUCGACGGAUAAACUUCAACUUUUAUCCAGGUCAAAGACUGAACUUUAGAUGGGGUGAGUUUAUCAUAAAAAGUUGAAGUGGCUUUUUUUGGUUGCCAUCCUCCAGUUUGAAUGUCGAGGAUUAAUUAAGAAUUGGUUUAAUCUUUGUGAUGUAGUCUGCCUCAUUCACUGAACAUAAAUUCAAAAUAAAAAUUGGGAACUCCUUCUACUCGGCAGAAAUUAAGAUUUUACUUCAAGUUGGUAUUCAUUACGGACUGAUAUAAAUUGAUGAAUUAUUGAACGCUUUGAAGCACUGAAGAGCAGUUUUUUUACAACGUGGUACUCCUUAACAGUGAUCAUUCCUAACCCCACUAGGACCUUCAGAUUUUUUCAGCUAGCACGUUACCAUACAGACAAUGUGUGGUAACUCAACGAUCCACUUCCUCUAACUCUUGUUAAUCUGCCACAUAGCUAGACCUUCACCCACUGUCAUAGGCAAUUAUGUGUCUUCAAAUCUGACUUAGUUUCCCCCACCGGUGAUGACUUCUCACUGGAACCUCGGGAAAUCUAGCCUCAAAGCGUGUGACUAAUGAUUACUGGACAGUAAUUCGAUUUAAGGGUUUGUGGGGAUUUGUUUAUUUCAAGGUGGUUUCAUGAUGAACUGACACCAGUUGGAGAACCAUUGAAAACCUAGGAGAGCUAAACCACUGUUUCGUCGUAAUAUAAGACUCUACAACAAUCCAUACCAAUGAAUUUAUUAGAGAUUUUAUUUUUUAAUAUUAUCAACGAAUUUCAUCUCCUAAAAUGAAUUACUGGUUCGAAUGACUUAAACAAAUGUUUGCCCAAGCCGAAAUCGUUCUCGUGUAUAAGCUGUGAUUAUGAAUUCACCAUACAAAAUGAAAAGCUUCGUUUUAAUAUCUACAUUAAACUCCUCGUAAACUAUGCUUGCUUCAAACUGAAAUAGAUUUCUGAACAUUCUGUGAAGUAAAAAUUCACUGAUGAUUCUUAGCACUUUUCCAGCAUUCAACAUUACAAGUGAAAAUUAUGAUAGUCUACACAGAAUCUUGGGUGCUACUUCACAUCUCACAUAUAUGAUAACUACUUUUUAGCAUUAAAUGAUUCAUGUCAUAGUUUUGUGAGAAAAACAUGACACUGAUUCAUUAACUGAUUGAUUAGUAGCCUUCUAGGAGAAAAUGUUUUUUAGAUACAUAGAAAUAGGAGUAGAUAUAUACUUCUGAAAAAUGCUACACAUAUAAUUAGGCCUCCCUGAAUAAUUGAUGGAUUAAGUAUGCUAUGUACCUGGAUACCUGAACAUAUUUAUUUGUUUCCCUAUUCUGAUUAUUCAAAAUAUAUUCAACAGCUUUACUAUCCACAAUGAAAAUCGUUUCCUAUCUCACAAUUCUUCUUUCUGAAUUCAUAAGAUUCUAACUAUUAGAAAGAAAUCUCUGUAUAAGAACCUAGUCAUUGACAAAAUUAGCAAUUUCAACGACGAAUCCAACAUUUUUAUGCCAAUGAACUGGUUGUAUAAAUGACAACGGGACACAAAUGAAGAAUAUACGUUUCUAAUUCUCAACAUUCCAUUGUUUCGCGAAGCAAUUAAACUGUGCUACCACGAAAUUACUGUUAAAUAAGCAGGAAUUACCAAUCCUUUUCACUCAUUUGACUCUCACUCUAUGAACGUUUAUCAGUACCAGAAUUUCUCAAAUUUCUGGACGGUCAUAAUGGCAACUAAAAUCUUGACAGACAGUAAAAUCCAGGAGAUCAACUCACGUAUUAACUUUUAAGUGAACAUAUUCACAACAAUGGUAUAUAACAGACUUCUCUAGCACCUCAUCAAACAGUGAAUAUACCCCCUUGAUAAUACUGCAUACCCUAACGUGAACGGUUUUGAAAACGCAUUGCCAUCGGUCUGCAGUUCUUGAAAUGUUUAUUCAUUUACACCACAAUAUCUAAUCCCCACAGCGUAAAUUUACAUUGCUGUGAAUAGAUAUUCACUUGGACUACAUGAUUACGGGCAAACUUACAGAUCCCCCAGAAAGUCAGCGUGGUUUCUUUUCGUCUCUGAAGCUAUAAGCACAAUAAUUCAUGGUAAAACAGGCGUUCAUCUAGUAUAACGGGGCAUUGCGAAGACGAAUCAAUCAUGUCGACUGCUUGUAAAGAAAAUUUGGAGUUUGCAUGACCUUGGUGUCACCACUAGUGAAAAAAGAAAGUAUGACUGAAAACGAUCUAAACUCCAACACUCUGUAUAUGCUGAAAAGUGGUAUUUUCUUGUUCAUUUCAUAGCUUGUGGAAUAUUCUGAUGUUUUUAAUGACCUCCCUUCCGUAACAUUCAGUUCCGGUAAAAUCUUGUACAUCUUCCAACAUAUGUCAGUGUGAUAAUGCCUGCAAACUGGCUUCUCUUAUGUUGAAUUACUAAUAUGAGAAUUAUAUAUAUGUAGUAAAAGUCUGGUUGUGAUAUUCUUGCUUAACACUUAAUCAGCCUUACGUAAAGCAAUGUACUUCAGUACCAAUCUAAACAGUAGCUUAAGAGAGAAAGAGAAAUAAGAUAACACUUUAUAGGAUGAAAAGUAUUCAGACAAAUAGUUAGGUUUUUAGUCAGAGAUAAAGAGGUUAUAUGACGGAAAGAAUGUUAACUUACCUGUUUAUGGAUGGCUAAGUUAAGGACUGUAAGCUUGUUGCUGCUGACCAGCAC